AUGACCACUUGGGACCCGUUGCAAUAUUGUAGUCCUGAAGAGCUGUCCCGUCUCGAAGAGAGGUUUGAUUACGCAUUACGAGAUGUAACUUGCCUGGUGUUUUGGACUGGGGUCCCCCUCGAGCUCGCCCAGCGCUGGGCGGAGCAACAUGGGCUACCGACACUAACCAUCGCUAUGGGUCCGUUGUACAGCGGCCGCGAUGCAGGUAGCGCGAGAUGCGGAAAGUCCUCAAAUGCCUGGUCUAAGUAUAUGAAAGGGGCUUCUGGUCUAUUUGCAGAAUAUGCCUGUCGCGGUAACCGACAAGCAGUUGUUCUGGCUAAGCCGCCACCGAUCAUCUACAGCACAAGAAAGAGAUCUAACUAUCGAGACCUGGAAGAGCCGAUUUUGAAAGGGGUCUUCGGGGGACCCGGUACUGUCCGGAUCGAGUACGUACAUCCUACAGUCACGGGCGCGGCAACCUUUCAAUAUCAGGUUUGGCCUCUCGACAGAUCAAGCGCGUGGUACACAUUCUUCGGAAACCCUUUGCCAGAAGUGCCCACGGACCAAAAGACCGCAGUUAUGAUGCAGGGGAAGCAGGAUAAACCAGCUCAAAAGAAACGGCCAAAAGCUCAGGAGAGACAAAAGAAGGCAGACUUAGAACGACAGAAGGUUCAGGAAAAAAAAGAGACCAAUCGAAAGCGAGCGGAGCUAGAGCAGCGGAUGGCUCAGGAACAGAAAGCGGCCAAACGAAGGAAAGCCGAAUUGGAGCAGCGAAUGGCUCAGGAGAGGAAAGCGGCCAAACGAAAGAGAGCCGAAUUGGAGCAACGAAUGGCUCAGGAAAAGAAAGAAGCGAAACGGAAGAAGGCUGAGUUGGAGCAGCGAAUGGCUCAGGAAAAGAAAGAAGCGAAACGAAAGAAGGCUGAGCUGGAGCGGCAGCAAGCCUGGGCAAAGAAAGAGGCUAGACAAAAGCGAGCUGAGCUCGAGCGGCAGAAAGCUCAGGAGAAGAAACAAGCCAAACGGAGGAAGGUAGAAGAGGCCAUCAGGAAGAUGGUGUCGGCGUAG
This is a messenger RNA of Rhinocladiella mackenziei CBS 650.93, 1041 nucleotides long. RefSeq lists its product as uncharacterized. Lineage: Eukaryota; Fungi; Ascomycota; Eurotiomycetes; Chaetothyriales; Herpotrichiellaceae. The transcript is spliced from 2 exons. The record is from RefSeq and is a predicted model, not a curated record. Bases 1 to 1041 code for a protein of 346 amino acids.